This is a messenger RNA of Lytechinus variegatus (green sea urchin), 2131 nucleotides long. RefSeq names its product O-phosphoseryl-tRNA(Sec) selenium transferase-like (gene sepsecs). The record is from RefSeq and is a predicted model, not a curated record. NCBI's taxonomy places the organism in Eukaryota, Metazoa, Echinodermata, Echinoidea, Temnopleuroida, Toxopneustidae. Bases 282 to 1697 code for a protein of 471 amino acids. The transcript is spliced from 6 exons. Gene Ontology annotation, biological process: selenocysteine incorporation; conversion of seryl-tRNAsec to selenocys-tRNAsec. Gene Ontology annotation, molecular function: O-phosphoseryl-tRNA(Sec) selenium transferase activity; tRNA binding.
UCGUGAAACGGUUAGCGGACAACAAGUAGCUCACUAUCUCCGAUUUAGUCAAGAAGUUAGAUUGUCGACGGUGUUGAAAAACGGGCCCCAGAAUGCCAGAUUGUAACUCGAAUUGUUAAUGUAUUCGACUGUUUCGGGCUCGAGUUGACAUCGAAUUUUUAUAGAGACGUCGGGGAAUCAUUUUUCAAGAGAAGCUAAUUUUGGCCCAAUUUGGAACCUUAUGUGAUCUGCACCAUUUAAUCAAAGCCAGUGAUCUGUAACUUCAGCCCCAUCCCAUCAUCAUGAAUCCAGAGUCGUAUGCCGUUUGCGAGAAGCUGAUCCCGCCCACCUACGUGCAGCAAGGCAGAGAAUCUCGCAGGGUUCGAGAGAACAAAGUUAGGCAUCUUCUGGAGCAGAGGAAAUGGCCGGAGGACAGCUGGGACGAGGAAACCAUCGAGCUUCUCCUUCGAGAGCUCUCUGUAAUGGACAGCAAUAACUUCCAAGGGAACUGCGGAGUGGGAGAGAGGGAAGGCCGUGUUGCUUCGGCAGCAGUCGGGAGAAGGCAUUAUGGUUUAGCUCAUGGCAUUGGGCGAUCCGGAGACAUCACAGCCAUCCAACCGAAGGCUGCUGGUUCAAGUAUCCUGUCAAAACUCACCAACUCUAUGGCUCUUGAUGUUCUACACAUGGCAGGAGUUAGGAGUGCAGCUUCAUGCUUUGUAGUUCCGAUGGCGACAGGUAUGAGCCUCGUCCUUUGUUUCCUGACACUAAAGCAGCAAAGACCUAGAGGACGAUUCAUCAUCUGGCCUCGCAUCGACCAAAAAUCCUGCUUCAAGGCUAUUGCAACGGCAGGGUUUGAAUCCAUUGUCAUUGAGAACAAGCUUGAAGGAGAUGAACUUAGGACGGACAUCGAAGCUGUGUCUGCAAAGAUCAAAGAGCUUGGAACUGAUGAAGUCCUUGCAGUGUUCUCUACAACAAGUUGCUUUGCUCCGCGGGUUCCGGACAGACUUGAAGAACUCGCAAUGCUCUGCAAGGAGAAGGAUAUCCCUCAUGUCGUCAACAACGCCUAUGGUGUCCAGUCGUCAAAGUGCAUGCACUUGAUACAGGAAGCAUCGCGGGUAGGCAGAGUGGACGCCUUUGUGCAAAGCACCGAUAAAAACUUCAUGGUACCAGUUGGUGGUUCCAUCAUUGCAGGGUUCAAUCGAGAGUUUAUUGACAAGGUCGGGCAAACGUAUCCAGGUCGAGCCUCGGCGUCACCAUCUACUGAUCUCUUCAUCACUUUACUUUCACUUGGAUCCAAGGGUUACAAGAAUCUCCUCAAGGAAAGGAAGGAAUUGUUCACAUUUCUGCAUGAGGAACUGGCGAAAGUGGCAGUGAAGUACGGGGAGCGAUUACUGCAUACACCACACAACCCAAUCUCCAUGGCAAUGACAGUAAACAAACAUGAUGUUGAUGACGGUAAAGCUUUGACAGAGCUUGGCUCAAUGCUGUUUACUAGAUGUGUAUCUGGUGCUAGGGUCGUCCCACAAGGUGUCUCAAAGGAGAUUAACGGUCAUCUUUUCCAAGGUUUUGGCUCUCAUUCAAACGCCUACCCGUCUGCGUACAUGACAGCCGCUGCAGCCAUCGGCAUGACAAGAGAGGAUGUGAAUCUCUUCAUCAAGCGGUUGGACAAGACAUUAUCGAAAUGGAAAGGCAGUAAGGUUGUAAACAAUGGACAUUGAUGAAAAUGAAAGUAAAGACAAUGAAAGUGAUUAUUGUGGAGCGGUUUGGUAUAGUGGUCCGGACGCUCACCUUAGGAACAAGGGAUCAUCAGUCGGAAUCCCAGCAGUGGCGUAGUUUCCUUCAGCGAAAAAUCAAUCUACAUCAAGGGAUUGGUACCCGGUAGGAAUAAUUCCUUGAAUGUUCCAACUGCCUUUAUCAGCUGGAGCUAAAGCCAGUGUAAUAUUGUUUGCCAGUACUGAAUAAGCAACAAGGUAAUCAGAGCCCUAUGAAUGCUAUAUAUUAUUAAAACGAUUUGUUGUGAUUGGUCUCAUUGGUGAAUUGCCACGUGGCCCAAAUCAACUUUAAUCUACUCCCUGUUUGGUCUCAUCCAACACGGUCUAAUCCUAGUUCCGCCAUAGGGUCUAAUUUCUAGUUUGGCCCUACCCAUAUUGUC